Lytechinus variegatus (green sea urchin) is the source of this 3337-nucleotide messenger RNA. RefSeq lists its product as uncharacterized. The transcript has 8 exons. Gene Ontology annotation, molecular function: netrin receptor activity. NCBI's taxonomy places the organism in Eukaryota, Metazoa, Echinodermata, Echinoidea, Temnopleuroida, Toxopneustidae. The record is from RefSeq and is a predicted model, not a curated record. Gene Ontology annotation, cellular component: membrane. Gene Ontology annotation, biological process: netrin-activated signaling pathway. The coding region runs from base 8 to 958 and encodes 316 amino acids.
UCCCUCCAUGGCCAUGGUCAACAUGCACGUCACGCAGGGCGAUAAAGUCACCAAAGAAGAGCUAUCACCAACUGGGAUGCCUCGGUGCGUUGUCAGGCAAGACAUACUUGAAGUGUACAUCAACCACUUCUCCAUCUGUGAAAUGUUCAUGGUAAUUUCGGACUAUUUUCUUGGAAAGCGAGUCGCUUCGACGCCCUACCUUCCCAAAUCACUCAGCCGUCUACAACCGCAAUGCUGCCACCUUCGUUUGUACAAUGACACCCCAGGCCUUGAAGACGUAAUUGGUACUGAAGAAGAAAAGCUUGGUUACGUCAAAAUGGCACCGACCAAGAAAAUAUUUGUCCUUUGGGAGAAGGGAGAACUCAAGAUCAAAUGUGACGUAAACAGUGGUCACGUGACAGAAAGUGAAAAGGCUGUGUCACUAGACGAAAUCUACAGACUGGAUAGAAAUGUCGUCAAUUUCUUAGUGAAAGCGACCAGUAACUCUGAUGUAUAUUUUACUUUCCAUUUCCGGCCGCAUUGUGACGAUGGUCAUGCCUUCAAUGCUAAAUUCGGUGAUAUAACUGACGCUCCAAAAGGUCCUCUCUCUUCACCCGAGUCAGAUGGUGCAACGUUUUCGGGGAGCCCAAAUGGGGCACAAACCAAAUCAGAGUCAUCCUCAGCCUCCUCAAAAAGGCUGGAUGACAAGGUUCUCUACGAUCUCGCCAACGAAAUCGAAAACGAUGACCAUCUUGAUAGGCUGAUGCAAGCUCUGAAAGUCCCCCCAGGGGCGCAGCAACGGUGUCACGAUCUCAACAGACUGGAAGGCCAGGUUACCGCCAGAGGAACCCAUAGAAUGUUAAUGGACUGGAGAGCCGAAACGGCAGUUGCAGAGCAACAUGACAGGCUGAAGGGAGCCCUCACCGAUGCCAAAUUAUUGGAUUUAAGGGAUAGAUUCUUCUCCCUUGAAAUCACCUGAAUAUUGAAUACACUACUUGUAUAUGGUCAGAGAAAUGACCACUGCAAAUUUAUAAAUGUGUAUCAUAUUUUUAUGAUAUUGUAUUGACCAGAAAAACAAAACACUGGCAAAAUUGUAUGGACAGGAUUAAGCCAGUCUUUUUUAUGGUUUCUUGUUUUGCAACAUUUUGCUUUGUGUACAUUCUUGUAUUCACGUAUUUAAAAGAUAGCAGUGCAGACAUGGAAAUAGAAAUAUAAAUUUAAGUGAUCAUUUACUGCGCUGUUAUAGGCCUAUGUAUUUAGGUUUGAGUACUCAAUAUGUAUUUUGUAUUCCUCCAGUCAGAGAAAGAUAUUAUAAAUCCCCAUCCCCCCCCCCCUUUCUCUCUCUCUCUCUCUUUGACACACACACACACAUUCGCGCAAUGUAUAUUUUGAAAGAAUAUUAUUUAUAUUGUAAAUAACGGGGAUCAAUUUUCAUUUGUGUGUCGUUGAAUGCUGUAAACAUUUUACGCAAUGCAGGCGCGGAUCCAGAGUUGAAAUUUUUCGGGUGCUACAGGAUCCAGCAUUAAAAAAAAAAGGAUGACACAUUUUACCCGUUCAUGGGCGGAAAUCCCAGGGGGACGGGUGGGGGGAGCCGCGUCCCCCUACCCAAAUAGUAUGGAGGACAUAAUUUCAAAUGUCCCCCAAGUAUCUUUGGCAUUUUAUGAUGGAAAUAAAUAAAACGUUUAGUUAGGUCGAGAUGGCCUGCUUUUCAAAUUUAUUUUUGUCAAAAUUAGCCUACCUUAUAAAUAAUGGGAUGAUAACCUUUUUUUUCUCGUCAAAUUUCAAAAUGGUAACCCGUUGAGAAAUUGACAAGCAAAAUAAAAAGGUUUUCACUUAAACACUAGGUCAUUAAUUCGCUCGCAAAAACACCCCCCCCCCCCAGCUCCGGAUCUGAGCCUGCAAUGUGUAAAUAUUCAUCCGUUUUUUGUGUACGCCUAUCUCAAGCAAUCCUGGAUUCGGAAUAAUCAGUAAAUUAUAUAAACACAGGCAGAACCACCUACUUAUUAAAACUAUCGUAAAAAAAAAAUUUGGUUGCGGUUGCUUUUAUUUAUAUGUAUGUAUAUUUCUGUGCAAUUUGUAGAUAACAAUCAAUAUUUGAAUUAUAUAUCAAAACGAACAGCAGGUCGGUAAGAACUUUUCUCAUUCAAACUGUCUCGUGCAAAAAAAAGUUAUUUAAAAUGUUGUGAUUGGAAAUAUAUGACACCUUCGGGUUCGUGGAUAGAACAUUUCAAAUGUAAAUAGUCGGUAUUCCAUAGAAGAAAGGUGAAUGGCGUACUAUUCUAAAACUAUCAUACUAAGUCCUUUUUACGCCUAUAUAACCAAUGACCGUACAUGCAUGCAUCAAAUAACCUGAAAUGAAUUAAGCAAUGGAUAUCGCUAUUGUUUAUGGACCAUGCACAACGCUGAUGUAUUACACUGUAUAAACGCUGUUUAAAAUUUUAAGCACGUUGUUUAAGCCCGUCACUCUACUUUUUAAGCAACUGUUUAAACUUUUCAAUCAACUGUUUAAAUUCGUUUUUUUAGCAAAUUGUCCAAAAGUUUAAACAAUUACAAAAAAAGUUUAACAACAGUUGUUAUGGUGACAGGCUGAAACAACGCGUUUUUUUUAUUAUUUAUUUUUUUUUAUUGUGCAUAAGGGAUACAGAUUGUACGGUGACGUACUGACGUUACAUAGAUCUUUAACAUUUUAGUGUGUAUGAUUUUUUUUCUUACAGUUGGAAUAAUACGUUCUUAUUAAUUCGCUUACUAGAAUGAUAUCAAAAUCAUCAUUACAUUUUUUACGAGGCUUACGGACGUUGUGGGAAGUUGUCGCAAAAAAUGGCACAAUGCAAAUUCAGUAAAGUCUGUAUUAGUAAAUCUAUGACGACAAUUAUUAAUUGACUCCAGAUAGCGAAAUCCUUGGUAAAACGCGGGAGUCGUUUUUGGUUUCGUUCGACAAUUGAUUGUCUUUUUUUAUAUUUUAUUUUGCUUUUCUACACCACUAUACCACUGCCCCCCCCCCCCCAUCCUUUCCUUACCAUAUCAGCCUACGGACUUAGUAUAAUGUUCUUGUGUGUCUUCUUUACAAUGACUUAUAGUCUAAUACGUGCAUUAAGGGUUCAUACAUGGUUUAUCGAAUCUUUAGAUAGAACAAAAAUAUGCUACUUCAUCGAAAUAAUAUGGCAUUAUAGUUUUUGUGUAUAUUUGUUACUCCAGGUAUUUUCCGAUAUUCACUGGUUUUUGUUGAAUUUGGAGAAAGGCGGGGGCCUAGAAACGAUUAUUUAAGAGGAGAUGUAACGACUAACUACUUUUGGUCCGAAAAAUGACAAGCCCAAGAAAAAGACAAACAAAAAACCAGCAAUUAUACAAAUCAUAUUUC